AUGGGGUCCGAAAGGUCCAUCUUGUGUCUGCUCGUGCUUCUUCUUCUCUGUGGCGUUUCCUUGGCUGCUUCACCGCGCUACCUCUCCGUCAGCCUCGACAAGGCUCACGUCGACUGCCCUCCCUUAACGUCCCCCGACGCAAGUUCCGGCAACAAGCUCCUUAUCCAUCAGUAUAACUGCUUCUGCCCGCCAUAUUGUGGAGAGCGGACGAGGCGCGACAUCCACGACAGAGCCCGGCUGAGCACCCUACUCCAGAGGUCACUCGUCCCCGUGCAACAAGCCGCACCGCCCAUUCCAGCACCAGCAGAGGCGCCAUCCGUUGCCAUCCCGGACCGCUCAGGGGAUUUCCUCGACUCGCCCGAGUUCAUCGUCGUUGUCGGCUUCGGAACGCCGGCUCAACCAUCUUCCGUGAUGUUUGACACCGGCAGUGACAUGUCAUGGAUCCAGUGCAAGCCGUGCUCCGGCUACUGCCAUCCACAGCAUGACCCCGUCUUCGACCCCACCAAAUCCACCACCUACGCCGCCGUGCAAUGCGGCCAACCGCUGUGCUCACACACCGGCAGCAAGUGCAACGACACCACCUGCCUAUACUCCAUGGAUUAUGUCGACGGCCCGUCCAAAUGGAGUACAUCCGGAGUCCUCUCCCAGGACACGUUGACGGUCACUUCCUCAACCAAGCUCUCCGGCUUCCCGUUCGGAUGCGGCCAGCGAAACCUGGGUAAGUUCGGCUAUGUCGACGGGCUGCUCGGCCUUGGCCGUGGCCAACUCUCACUGUCUUCACAGGCGGAUCGUUCGUUCGACGGCACCUUCUCCUACUGUCUGCCGUCUGACAACAGCACGGCUGGGUACCUCAGCAUCGGCUCGACGCCGGUCACCGGCCAAGUGCAAUAUACGGCGAUGAUACAGAAGUCUAGCUACCCGUCAUUGUACUUCGUCGAGCUCGUCUCCAUCAACAUCGGUGGUUAUAUCCUCCCGGUGCCACCCUCAAUAUUCACGAGCACCGGCACCAUCUUGGACUCCGGCACGAUCCUUACACAUCUACCGGGGCAGGCAUACACCGCGCUUCGCGACCGGUUCAAGUUCACCAUGCAGGGGAGCAAAACAGCGCCGCCGCAAGAAAACCUCGACACGUGCUAUGACUUUGGCGGCCAGAGUGGAAUCUUAAUACCGGCGGUGUCACUCAUAUUCAGGGAUGGCGCGGUUUUUGACCUCAACUUCUACGGGAUCUUGACAUUCCCACAGCCGACCAUCGGCUGCCUCGCGUUCAUGCCCCGGCCAGAGUCGACGCCGUUCUCCAUCAUCGGCAAUACGCAGCAGCGGUCGACCGAGGUGAUAUACAACGUUGCUGCGGAGAAGAUCGGUUUUGUCCCCAACAGUUGCUGA
Molecule: messenger RNA, 1383 nt
Organism: Triticum dicoccoides
Lineage: Eukaryota; Viridiplantae; Streptophyta; Magnoliopsida; Poales; Poaceae
Product: aspartyl protease family protein At5g10770-like
Exons: 2
Coding region: 1-1383 (460 amino acids)
Biological process (GO): proteolysis
Molecular function (GO): aspartic-type endopeptidase activity
Source: RefSeq, a predicted model, not a curated record